This is a messenger RNA of Gossypium raimondii (Peruvian cotton), 654 nucleotides long. Its product is annotated as E3 ubiquitin-protein ligase BOI. Lineage: Eukaryota; Viridiplantae; Streptophyta; Magnoliopsida; Malvales; Malvaceae. The transcript has 2 exons. Bases 1 to 654 code for a protein of 217 amino acids. The record is from RefSeq and is a predicted model, not a curated record. Gene Ontology annotation, molecular function: ubiquitin-protein transferase activity.
AUGGCCAUACAAGAAGCUCAGUUCUAUUCUGACAAUGUUUGCUUUGGUGGUGGUGGUGGUAGCGGCAGCGGCGACAAUGGUGGCCUUGGCAGUGGCGCGUUUAAUCAAUUCCGUUUUGAUCAUCAACAGCAACAGUUGCAGCACCGACAUGAGAUUGAUCAGUUCAUCAUAUCACAGAAUGAGAGAUUGCGAUUGUUGCUGGAGCAACAAAGAAACCAGCAAAUUGCUAUGUUUUUAAACAAAAUAGAAUCGAGGGCAUUGAUUUUACUGAAUCAAAAAGACGAGGAGAUACAAAAAGCAAAAAACAAAUUAAUAGAAUUACAAAAUCUGUUGAAGAAACUAGAGAUGGAUAACCAAGGAUGGAAAAAAGUGGCUUAUGAAAAGGAAGCAAUGGCUAUGUGUUUGAACAACAAGCUUGAAGUGUUAAAAGAUCGAGCUUCGCGUUGUUUCAUCAAUGGAGUCGACGAUGCAGAAUCAUGUUGUGAAGAUAAGGAUACAAGAAUGGUUUGCAAAUGUUGUAAUAGUCGGAGUAGUUGUGUUUUGUUCCUUCCUUGCAGACAUCUUUGUUCAUGUAAGAAUUGUGAAGCCUUGCUUGAUUCUUGUCCUGUUUGUAAAACAGCAAAGAAAGCUAGCAUAGAGGCCUUGGUUUCUUAG